AUGAUAACUUCCCGUCAAUUUAAAAAUAUCUUAGAGGAGUUCUUUACUCAGGAUCUAAAUAUAAUACCCUGGUCGAACAUCACCCUCCUGGAUGACGUUGACACGAUGGUUUACACCUUUUCUAUGUUUAUUCUGUACCUGUACGAUCUCCAUGCUCCGCUCAAAACCCUGAAAUUCAAAACACGUUCCACUCCUUGGAUUACUGAUAAUGUCCGAUUAUUGUUUAAAUUGCGAGAUGCUGCACGCUAUAGAUCACAUGUAACUCAGGUUCAUAGUCAUAAGCAGUAUUAUUUAGACCUUAAGAAGCAGGCAGCUAGCGUCUUAGCAUCGGAAAAAAAGACCUACUACAACAAUUAUAUUAAUAGCAACUUCGGAAACCCUAAAAAGUUAUGGAAAAAUCUGAAAUCUGAUGUGAUUCCGUCACAUCAGGAGAAAGCAUUGCCUGAACACCUUAAUGACGCUAAUGCUAUCAAUGAAGCUUUUCUGGAUGUACCCGGGGUCUGUAGUUCUGACGUUUCAGGAUACUCAUUCUUUGAGUAUUCUAACACAUCUCCAAAGUUUACGCUUAAAACUGUCAACCAGGAUACGGUUCUUAAGAUUAUUAACAGCAUUAAAUCCAACGCUCAAGGCACUGACGGGAUAAGCGGUGAGAUGAUAUCGCUCUCACUGCCUUCAACAUUGGAGGCGAUUACUAGCAUUAUCAAUAAGUCCAUUGAUACAAAUACAUUUCCUGCUCAGUGGCGAUGUUCUGUGGUUAGCCCUAUUCCGAAAGUCACGCACCCUCAAGCUUUUAAAGAUCUUAGGCCUAUUAGUGUGUUGCCUUUUCUGUCCAAGAUCUUGGAGAAGGUAGUUUACUCACAGGUAGCGGCAUAUAUCGAAUCAAAUAACAUUCUUCCAGAGUUUCAAUCGGGUUUCAGAAAAAGCCGAGGAACGGCCGCUGCUCUUACUGACAUUGUGGGUAAUAUUCUCGAGGCUCGGGACAGGAGCCAGGGUACGAUACUGACGCUGCUGGAUUUCUCACGGGCUUUUGAUACAAUUAACACUGCCUUACUCUUAGCAAAAUUAACUCACUACGGGUUCUCUGAUAAUGCUGUGGAAUGGUUUAGCAGUUAUAUGUCGAGUAGAACGCAAUUUGUACAAAUACGGAAAGAAGAUGGAACUAAACUAACCUCUACUUCUAAGCCGAUUACUAGAGGCGUUCCCCAAGGUUCUGUCCUGGGACCAUUGUUGUUUAUUUUGUACAGUGCAGAUAUCAUUCAGUGUUUCAAGAAUUGUAAAUAUCAUGUUUAUGCUGACGAUGUACAAUUAUACCAUUCUUUUGAUGUUGGAGAUACCCCUUCUGCUGUCAGUUUUAUCAAUGAGGAUCUGCAGAGGAUUGUCUCUUGGUCUGAACAGAAUUCCUUAGUACUGAACCCCUCUAAGUCUAAAUACAUGAUACUAGGCAGUAAAUCUCAGAUAGCAAAGAUUUUAUCACUCGAUCCUAAGGUGACUGUUUCUGGUAAGGAAAUUGAUCGGGUGGAGUUAGCAUGCAGUUUGGGUUUGACAAUUGAUCCCGAAUUGCGAUUCGAGGCCCAUAUUACAAAGAACUUAAGAGCUUGUUUUUACAGACUGAAGAUUCUGUACUCGUUUAGACAGUACGUCAGUGUACCCAUUAGGAAGUUGCUUAUCGAUAGUCUAGUUUUGUCGAAAUUAAAUUACUGUGAUACUGUUUAUGGAAGAGGACGGAUCGAAACUGAACAGUCGCCGCCCUCAGAAACCACAGCUACAACACAGAGCAUGUGGACAGAAACAACCGCGAAUACCGUCAUGAGUCUGGUAGCCCCCACAACAGAAUCAUCGUGCGCAACAGCCAACACGGAAGCCACGACGAAACUCGCAGAGAAACCUGGGAACUCAAAAACAGAGGCCGUCAAACAGUAUAUAGCCAAACAGAAUGACGUGCCAACAAAACAGCGCGCCGGUACAGUCAAAACUGACCGGUCGCGAAACAGAAAAGAACAGAAGAUAGCCAAAGCUAGAGAAGAGCUCGCCCGCCUACAGGUGGAGUUAGCAGCCGCCCAAUUGGCCACGCUCGAAGCUGGAUCUGAUGACGAAAACAGCGAAUCAGAAUACAGUAAGUCAGAACUCGACGAAAGAGUGGGCACGUGGUUGGAAACCCAACCCACAAAAACAGAAAAUGACGACCAACAUAAGGAAACACCGGCGGGAGCCUGCGACAAACAAGACUUCUCAGAUCUAACCGCAGCAAUAACACUCGCCGUCAAAGCCGCCCGCGAACCAAGAUACACAGAAUUGCCAUUCUUUAAUGGCAAUCACCAAGACUGGCUAUCCUUUCGCGCAGCCUAUCAAGAGACAAUGAAUUCCUUUACAAAAACUGAAAAUAUAAACAGACUCAGAAGGAACCUGAAAGGAAGGGCAAAGGAAGCCGUUGACGGAUUACUUAUAACGAACGCUGAUCCGUCCGACGUCAUAAGAAGUCUAGAAGCGCGAUUCGGAAGACCGGAAACGAUAGCCAUAACGGAGUUAGACACGCUACGAGCUCUGCCACGACUAACAGAAACACCAAGAGACAUAUGUAUAUUCUCCAGUAAGGUGACCAACGCCGUAGCUACGCUUCGUGCAUUAAAGUGCACACAUUACUUAUAUAAUCCGGAAACUACCAAAACAAUAUUAGAAAAACUCACACCGACACUACGUUACCGAUACUACGACUUCACCGCGGUACAACCGAAGGAGGAUCCGGAUCUGAUUAAAUUUGAAAAGUUCAUGAAAAGAGAAGCCGAGCUGUGCAGCCCUUAUGCACAGCCUGAACAGGCGGGGCACUACUCGCAGCCCGCACAACAUAACAGACGCACACAGAACGUGCACAUAGUCAAUGAGAAGCCAUCACGAGCUAAAUGUCCGGUAUGUAGCAACACUGAACACACCACAACAGACUGCUACAUAUUCAAGAAGGCAGACUCAAACACAAGAUGGGACAUCGCUAAGAAUACACACCUGUGCUUCCGAUGUCUCAAGUAUAGAAAUAAAACCCACAACUGUAGACCGAAGACUUGUGGCAUCAAUGAUUGCAAAUAUACUCACAACAAGAUGCUACACUUCGACAGAAAAAUUGAAAAAACAGACAACAGUGACAAGGAAACAACAGAGAACAUUAAUUCCGCUUGGACCGGAAAACAGAAACAGUCCUAUUUGAAAAUAAUCCCAGUCCAAGUACAAGGACCAAUAGGCACGGUUGAUACAUACGCGCUGCUCGACGAUGGAUCAACGGUAACACUGAUAGACGAAAUUAUUUGCAAGAAGACUGGAAUAACAGGACCAAUCGAUCCGUUACACAUACAGGCGAUUAACAACAUAAAAUCAACGGAAACAAGGUCAAGAAGAGUCAGCCUCACGCUCAGAGGCCUCAACAGUCGAAAAGAAAUAAUACAAGCGAGAACAGUUAACGACCUACAAGUAACAGCACAAAAAAUACCAAAGGAACAGAUAGAUGAGUAUUCGCACCUACGAGACAUCAGUGACAUCAUCACGUACGAGAACGCGAAACCUGGAAUCCUGAUUGGCCAAGACAACUGGCACAUGUUACUAGCUUCGAAAGUUAGACGAGGCAACAGGAAUCAGCCAAUAGCGUCACUGACACCUCUAGGCUGGGUAUUGCAUGGAGGUCGCACUCGUACCCUAGGCCACCAUAUAAACUACAUAAAUCAUGCUAGCGAAACCCAGGAAGAUGAUAAAAUAGAAAAUCUGGUAAAACAGUAUUUCGCUAUGGAUGCGCUAUGCAUCACACCAAGAAGACCAAAAACAGACCCAGAGGAACAGGCGCUUCGCAUCCUCAACAGCAAUACAGUCCACACAACAGAUGGAAGAUACGAAACUGCUCUGCUCUGGAAAACAGAUAAUGUCAGUCUACCAGACAACUACAAUAACUCGUUAAAGCGACUGAUAAAUAUAGAAAACAAACUCGAUCGUAAUCCGGAACUGAAACAAAAAUACACAGAACAGAUGGAAGCACUCGUAGCGAAAGGCUACGCCGAGCCCGCUCCAAAAACAAAAACAGAGAACAAAACGUGGUAUCUACCUCACUUCGCCGUCGUGAACCCCCUGAAGCCGGAAAAACUCCGAGUCGUCCACGACGCCGCCGCCAGAACAAGAGGGGUAGCUUUAAAUGAUAUGCUGCUUAAGGGACCGGACCUACUCCAAUCACUACCAGGAGUGAUAAUGCGAUUUAGACAGCAUAAUAUAGCAGUAACAGCAGACAUCAAGGAGAUGUUCAUGCAAGUGAAAUUGAGACAUGAAGACAGAGACGCGCUCCGCUAUCUCUGGCGCAAAGAUCGCCGAGAUGACAAGCCCCCAGAAGAAUACAGAAUGACCUCGUUGAUCUUUGGUGCGUCAAGUUCUCCUUCCACAGCAAUAUAUGUAAAGAACUUGAACGCCCAGAAACAUGAAGCCACGCACCCGGAGGCGGCAGCCGCAAUACAGAACAAACACUACGUAGACGACUACUUGGACAGCUUUAAAACUUUAAAAGAUGCAGUACGCAUAACAACAGACGUUCGUCGAAUACACGAAAAAGCUCAUUUUGAAUUAAAACAGUGGAAGUCAAACUCGCCGAGCCUACUUGAAACCCUUGGUGAAAACGAAAAUGGAAAUCAAGUGGAACUGUACAAGCCUGAAGAAAAAACUGAACGAGUACUCGGGCUCAUAUGGAAAACAGAAAAGGACGUGCUUACCUUCGACCUCAAUCUGACAAGAAUACCUCCACCGCUCGUCGAAGGCAAGACGCCGACCAAGAGAGAAGCACUAAAAGUCGUAAUGUCGUUAUUCGAUCCGCUAGGCUUCGUGUCCCCAGUCACAAAUAGAGCAAAACAACUUCUGCAAGAAGUGUGGCGGCGAGGAACAUCAUGGGACGAUGAAAUAGAUAACGACCUGUCGACACACUGGCAGGCCUGGGUGAAGCAGCUGAGAAACCUGCACAAUAUAGCCAUCCCAAGAUGUUACUUAAACUACAGCGACACGACCACAUUACAGCUACACGUCUUCACCGACGCAAGUGAAUCCGCCUACGCUGCAGCACUAUACUGGCGAACGAUAAGUCCGAAUAAUAGAAUCGACGUGUCACUGAUUAUGAGCAAAGCAAAGGUAGCGCCCCUGAAACUCACUUCUAUACCGAGACUGGAACUACAAGCCGCCGCUCUCGGAGCACGCCUCGCUGAAGCUGUAAUAGCGGAACACGACAGAAAGCCGGAUUCGAAGACCUUCUGGACCGACAGUAAGACAGUAUUAACAUGGAUAAGAACGGGAUCACGCUCGUACAAACCAUACGUCGCCCACCGCCUGGCUGCUAUAGAAGAUAGUUCAACAGUAAACGAGUGGCGAUGGGUACCCACGAAGCAUAACGUGGCCGACGACGCAACUAGAGACGUGCCAAUAUCGUUCAACAACGAACACAGAUGGUUCAGAGGACCGGAAUUCCUACACCAGCAAGAAGAAUCCUGGCCUACGGAAUCAGCAACAGCAACAAUAGAACCGACAGGCGAAGAAAAGAUACAUCACACGAUCGCCGUCAACCUUAAAAACAGACUAACUGAAGGUUUACCAGACGUAUCCCGGUUCUCGAAUUGGGAAAGACUCCGAUACACCACAGCCAGAGUCCUACAGUUUAUACAACUUUGUAGGCGCAGAACAGAACAGGUACACCAUAGAAAAAACAAAAGAAACAAAGAAGCAGACCCCGCGUGGGUCGAACGUAAACAACGAACAAUGGUUUCGCCGAAAUCCUUUAAAACCAAAACGGAAGAUAGAAAAUACCAUCCGAUCUCAGCUGAGACAUUGAAAACGGCCGAGGAACUGCUUAUGCGCGCGACACAGGAAGAAAGCUUCGCUCAAGAAAUCAAGGACAUCCAACAACGAGGAGGCGUGAACCAGAAUAGCCGCCUCCACAAACUCAGUAUUGUAUAUGAGAACGGAUACCUACGAAUACGAAGCCGUAUCGAAGCAGCAGAACGAAUACCAACAGAAAUAAAGAGCCCGGUGAUCCUGGACGGAAACCACCUCGCAACUAAGUUGUGGAUAAAAUAUAUUCAUCACAGAUUACAUCAUGCUGGAGUCGAAGCUACAAUUAACGAGUGUCGUCAGCAAUACUGGAUAGUGCGUAUACGCCCAGUGACUCGCACCAUAGUGAACAAAUGCCUACAAUGCAGAAUGAAGACACAGAUACCGUCGUACCCGAGGACCGGAGAUCUACCACCGUGCCGUCUAGCCCAUCACAAAAGACCAUUCACUUUCACGGGAGUUGAUUACUUCGGUCCGCUAACAGUCACAGUCGGACGAACCAACCAAAAGCGAUACGUAGCAAUAUUCACUUGUCUAACAAUACGAGCCAUACAUCUUGAAAUAGCCGCAUCACUAAACACCCACUCUGCGGUAAUGGCGCUCCGAAGAAUGAUAGCACGACGAGGUUGUCCGACGCAGUCGGACAACGGCACCAACUUAAAAGGAGCAGACAGAGAACUACGCCGAGCCAUCGACGGUGCAACCGCAAAGGAAGCAGCGAACAGAACGAUCUCCUGGAGAUUCAUCCCACCCGGAGCACCGUUCAUGGGAGGUGCCUGGGAAAGGAUGGUGCGCUCGGUAAAGGUCGCGUUAACGGCAACACUCCAUGAGCGAAGUCCGACGGAGGAAGUGCUCUCGACGUUAUUAGCUGAAAUAGAAUAUACGGUAAACAGUCGGCCUUUGACUCACGUUUCGGUCAGCGUGGACGACCCCGAAGCCCUAACCCCGAACCACUUACUACUAGGCGGGCCGGGGCGAGUACCAACACCAGGGACAUUUGAUGAAAGAGACACAUUGACGCGAAACAGUUGGAGAGCGGCACAACGACUCGCUGACCUGUUCUGGACGAGGUGGGUUAGAGAGUAUCUCCCCGAGCUGCAGCACCGGCGGGAGCCUCAUGGCCGAGGCAUCCCCGUGAAAAACGGAGAUUUAGUCCAGCUUGUGGACAAAAACUUGCCACGAAACACAUGGGUGCGAGGAAAAGUGAUCGCGACGUAUCCAGGACCCGACAACGUGGUGCGCACCGUAGAUAUCAGAACCAAAGGGGGAGUUCUACGGAGACCAGUACGAAAACUAGUGAUCCUGCCCAUAGAAGACGACCAUCCUGCACCGAGAAGAAAUGCGACGGACUCGCACGGCGGGAGUAAUGUGCAGGACGAAAUCGAUUUUAAAUAGUUUUAUCAAACAAAUAGAAUUAAUAUAGUUGAUAAGUAAUUACGUAACAAAAAUGUAUAAUCUUAAAUUAUUUUAUAUGCAAUAUGUUAGUGUAUCAGAUCAGAGAAUGUAAAUAGACCAAUAGGAACGAUUUGUGGAGCGCUUUCACUACGGUAACAUACAGAACAAGGGACCCUCCAAAAGUGGCGCGUCGAUAGCGUCGCGAGAUGGGGUACUGAAAUAAAUAUAAAAGGAUGGCCAUUUAUAGGCAAAAACACUUCUCAGCGAAUCUCCGACAUAGAAACAUCAAGACAGAAACAGUUCCCAGUGAAUCUUCGACAAAGAACCAUCAGCAAGAUAGAAACAGUUCUCAG
Bombyx mori (domestic silkworm) is the source of this 7580-nucleotide messenger RNA. RefSeq lists its product as uncharacterized. Gene Ontology annotation, molecular function: nucleic acid binding. Lineage: Eukaryota; Metazoa; Arthropoda; Insecta; Lepidoptera; Bombycidae. Bases 1 to 7227 code for a protein of 2408 amino acids. Gene Ontology annotation, biological process: DNA integration. The transcript has 3 exons. The record is from RefSeq and is a predicted model, not a curated record.